AUGUCCCCGAAAUCGAACUCACAACCGGCCAAGUCGUCACCGGCCUCCCCCUCCACCCCCAUGAAGCGUAAAUUCAGCAUCCUCAACAUCAUCUCCGUCGGUUACAACAUCUCCAACAGCUGGAUCGCCAUCGCCACCAGCUUCGCCAUCGCCAUCCAAUCCGGCGGCGCCGUCUCGCUGCUCUACGGCAUUAUCACUGUCGCUGCAACCAUGGCCUGCACGGGUCUGACCCUGGCGGAACUCGCGAGUGUAUAUCCCACGGCUGGCGGGCAGUACCAUUUCACGUCUAUCCUUGCGGGGAGGAAAUGGAGUCGGGGUUUGUCGUAUGGGUGUGGGUUGGCUGCUGUGUUUGCGUGGGUGACGCUGGGGGCGUCGAUUGGAGUUGCUGCGACGGAGGCGUUGAUGGCGAUGGUGAUACAGUGGCAGCCGGGAUACCAGAUGCAGAGCUGGCAUAGUUUCUUGGUAUACCAGUUGUUGAACAUUCUGGUAGUUGUUUAUAACAUCUUCUUGACGAACCGCACCCUCUGGGUGUACAACGUUGGCUUCAUCCUCUCCCUCCUCACUUUCCUCGCCAUCACAAUAACCUGCCCCAUCCUCUCUCCCGACGCAAAGGAAAUCGACUCCACCGCCGUCUGGACGCAAAUGGCCAACGGCUCCAACGGCUGGCCCAACGCCAUCGCCUACCUGACCGGCCUCUCAACACCACAGUUCAUGCUCUCUGGUCUCGAUGCGGCGCUACACUUAGCUGAAGAAUGUCUGGAGCCAGAACGCAUCGUCCCUCGAGCUGUCAUGGUGACCGUGCUGAUAGCAUUCGUGACUGCGUUCCCGUUUGCCAUUGCCGCGGUGUAUAGCUGUAAGGAUGUAGCCGCGGUGUUGGAUGAUCCUACCGGGGUGCCGAUAUACAAAAUCUGGAUGCAAGCGACAAACUCCCCCAUCGCCGGAACAGUCUUCAUGGCCUGUCUCUUCACAGUAUCCUGCGUCGCGCUGAAUGCCGUACAUCAGACCGCGUCACGAAUGACAUGGUCUUUCGCGCGAGACGACGCACUCUUCGGCUCGAGAUGGCUAGGCCGUGUACACGAGGGACUAAACGUCCCUAUCUACUCCCUCGUGGCAAACGGCGCGAUUGUCAUGCUAAUAGGAAUAGUCUAUGUCUGCUCUACAACCGCAUUCAACGCCUUCAUAAGCACAACCGUAAUAAUCGCACAAAUCUCCUUCGCCGUUCCCGCGCUCCUCCUCCUUCUCCGCCAUCGAGGCACACACUAUCUCCCCGCAAAACGCGUCUUCAAAGUCCCCGAUGUAAUCGGCUACAUAGCGAAUACGGUAUGUGUGCUGUGGGCGGUCGUCGAGACGGUGUUUUUCUGCUUUCCGGCGAGUUUUCCAGUUACGGGGGGGAAUAUGACGCAACCCAGCGCAACCAGCUCCAUCCACGAUGAAGCCCUUCGCCAUCGCUGCACUAGCAGCAGCAUUUCCCCUCGCCACCGCAGACUGGCAAUUCAAAACACGCCCGGACCUCGCGCCCCCGCGACUGAACAUCACGAUCUCCGCUACCCCGGACGUGGACAAGGGCUAUCUCUUCGUAGCCCCCUUCCCAGCCUGCCCGACACACCCACCGCACAGCACGGCCCCCGGCAGGAAGGUCCCUACAUCCUCACCUCCAGCGGCGAAUUAGUCUGGUCAGGAUACACAUACUACUCGAUCUGGGCGACGAACUUCCAAGCCGCGCGGUGGAAGGGCCGCGAUAUUUUGUUUAGUUUCGAGGGGGACCAUAACCCGAACUACGGACAUGGACACGGGCACGCGACGAUUCUGGACCAGCGGUAUGAGACUGUGCGGGAGUUGAGGGCGGGGAAUCAUAAGUUGAUGGAUAAGCAUGAGUUUCAUGUGAUCAACGAGGAGACGGCGCUGAUUCAGGUUUAUCAGCCGAGGCCGGUGGAUUUGCAGGCUUGGGGUGGGGGUGUUGAGCAGCAGUGGAUUGUGGAUGCUGUGUUUCAGGAACUGGAUAUCGAGACUGGUGAAUUGCUCUUUGAAUGGGCGAGUCUCGAACACGUCUCUCCUGAUGAGGCUAUUAUCCCCCUAAACCCCGGCCAGGCCGGCUCGGGCCACAACUCUUCCGACGCCUGGGACUACUUCCACAUCAACUCUGUUGACAAAGACGGCGACGGUAACUAUAUCAUCUCUGCGCGCGAUGCCUGCGCCGUGCACAAGAUCAACGGGACCACGGGCGAGAUUAUCUGGCGACUGGGCGGCAAGCGUUCGGACUUCGAACUCGGUCCCAACGUCGCGUUCUGUUUCCAGCACCAUGCGCGCUUCGUGUCCCACGACGAGAACGAGGAGGUGAUUUCUCUAUUUGACAACUCAGCGCACGGCACGGAGAGCGGCCGCGGCACAGAACUGCACACGCAUCCGUUCUCGCAGGGCAAGAUCAUCAGAGUCAACACAGCUACCUGGACAGCGACCAUUGUCCAAGCCUUCCAGCCUCCAGACGGCCUCCUGGCAAAAUCGCAAGGCGGCAUGCAGCUCCUCCCCAACGGCAACGCGCUGGUCAACUGGGGCUCUGAAGGCGCUGUGACCGAAUACAAACCUGACGGCACGCCCAUCUUCCACGCAUACAUGGACUCUGGCUUUCUGGGAGAAGGCGUCCAGAAUUACCGCGCCUUUCGGUACAACUGGACCGGUUUCCCGAACGAGGCGCCUGCCAUUGUAUCGCAGAAGACCACCACGGGGACAGCCGUGUAUGUCUCUUGGAACGGAGACACAGAAACAGCCGUCUGGCAAUUCUACGCCGUCACCGACACCUACGGCUCACGCUCGUACCUAGGCGAGACCAAGCGCCGCGGUUUUGAGACAGCGUUCGCGGUAAAAGGAGUAGCGGUGGAGCGGGUGGCCGCUGAAGCAGUUUCGUCCUCGGGGAGAAUUUUAACCUCGACCGGUGUCGCUGUGCUCGAGGACGAGAUCCGCCCCGGUGGGAAAGCGCUGGCAGCUGCAGCUGAAGCUGCAGCUGCUGGUCGGCCAGGGUUCCUGCAGAGCAUCCUUGCUGUGUGA
Molecule: messenger RNA, 3042 nt
Organism: Aspergillus chevalieri
Lineage: Eukaryota; Fungi; Ascomycota; Eurotiomycetes; Eurotiales; Aspergillaceae
Product: putative choline transport protein
Exons: 7
Coding region: 1-3042 (1013 amino acids)
Biological process (GO): transmembrane transport
Cellular component (GO): membrane
Molecular function (GO): transmembrane transporter activity
Source: RefSeq, a predicted model, not a curated record